ACAUUUCAAAACAAGUAAUAAACUAAAAAUAACGUGAUAAUUUCAUAGAUAAAUGUCUUCUUUUGGUGACAAGAUAAAUGUCCCACUCUUGCACCUUAAAACCUUCCAUCUAGAGAGAAGAAGAAACUCGAUCGAUCAUCACUUUACUUUAGAUAAUUGUUUGUUAUAUUUUUCUGAUCAUGGCAGACGAGACCCAGAAAAAGUAUGAGAGUAGAGAGGUUGAGGUCCAGGAUCGUGGUAAGAAAAAGGAUGAAGAACUCAAGACUCAGCCUCGGGAGGAGGAAGGAGAAGAUGGAGAGAAAAGGAAGAAGAUCGAGGGUGAUCAUCAUCAUCACAAGGAGGAGGACACAAGUGUUCCUGUUGAGAAGGUUGAGGUUGUCACAACAGCACACUCUGAGGAAAAGAAGGGGUUCCUCGACAAGAUUAAGGAGAAGCUACCAGGGCACAAGAAGACAGAGGAGGCCGAAGCUACUCCUCCUCCUUCUCCACCACCUGUUGCAUCAUUGGAGCAUGGUGAGGGUGCUCAUCAUGAAGGAGAAGAAAGGUAUAUUAGAGAAGAUAAAAGAGAAGCUUCCUGGUUAUCACCCCAAGACAGAGGAGGAGAAAGAAAAGGAAAAGGAGAGUGGUGCUCACUGGAUUGAGACAAGGUUUUUUUGUUGGUUGGAGAUGAUUGUGGUGUGUGCUUUCUUUUCAUUGACAGCCUUAUGGUUUUCUUUUGUGUU
Messenger RNA from Glycine soja, 722 nucleotides. RefSeq names its product phosphoprotein ECPP44-like. The record is from RefSeq and is a predicted model, not a curated record. The coding region runs from base 180 to 641 and encodes 153 amino acids. The transcript has a single exon. Lineage: Eukaryota; Viridiplantae; Streptophyta; Magnoliopsida; Fabales; Fabaceae.